CAAAGACUUCUCUACAACUCGGCUGAAACUUAACUAAAUCAGGAUUGGAUUUUAUCUUAAGCAGUUUGCAUUCUAAAUACACGCGUGCGCAAUGUUGGUAAAAUCAGAGCUUUCAGUUAAGUUUAGCAUAUCCCGCAAUAAUGUGAAGAGUUCUAAAUUGAAAGCUUUUAUCUUACACACAAUUGACUUUUUAUUAUUCUUUUUUGGAAACAAAAGCUUUUUACCCCUGGGUAUGGUUGACUUAAGUUUCAAACACUAAGAAAAAAUAAGGCUUCAUUUAUAAAUAUGGAAAUUAUUUAAACAAAAAGAAUGUGAGAACAAACAAACCCUGUUUUUCUUUUAUCAAUCUCUUAUUUGUAUACCAGUUACAGUAAAAGGGAACAUUGUAUUUGUUGAAGAGUAUGUAACAGACGGAAUAUUUGCAAUGUUGGGAACUAUAGGGGCUAAGCUUAGGCAUACGUAUUCUAAAGAUCCCACGCAACUCGUCCAAAUUAUUCAAAUUUAUGUUUUAAUUUUACCCUGUAUAGGUAUUGUAGGUUAUAACGCCUCGCGUUUUUUUUCUGACAAAAGAUGGCGCUAAAUAAAAAAUAAUAAAUAAAUAAAAUUCUGUUGUUUGUGGACGUCAGAGGGAUCGUGGCUAGAUGGAUACUGGUAACUACCAGUGAUAGAAAUUUGGAAUUAGGUAGUAGUAAUGAUUCCCCGCCGUAGUAAUUAACACGCCCACUCUAACGCCCACAAACCGCAGAAAUCUGUGGCGUCAAUAAUAUUAUAGUGUGUGUAUUCGUUUAACCUUGUAUAACAAAUUUUUAUCAAUUUCUAUCAACUUACCAAGGAUUUUUUAUCUCGUCUUUUAUCUUGUUUUACCUUGCAAAUUUACUAAAUUUUUAAACGCCGGAAAAUAUAUUUCUAUAUAAUUAUUAUUAAUCUUAUUUAACGUAAAAGCUUUAACCUUUAACCUUUGAAGUACAUUACCGAACUUGGUAAGGAGAGUCCUGUUACACUCAGAUAAGUAUAAAUUAUUUUACCACGAAAAAUGACUUAGUAAAUUAUUGGUGGUGUAAAUGUAUUUGAAGCUUACAGUAGCUUUCGCUUUCAAAUAAUGCUUUUGUCUUGGCUAUAAUUAAAUAGUUUUUUAGUUUCUGUUGUUGUGUACAUACCAAUAGAUAUGUUUUGAAUAAUUAAGGAAAAUGAGUGAAAAUAUUAAAGUUGUAGUCCGAUGUCGACCUAUGAACCAAAGUGAAAAUGAAAAAAAACGUGAAGUAAGCGUUUGUAUUUAUUACUAUUAUCUUGUUAAAAAUAUAAGUAUCAUUUUAACAAGCAAGGAAGAUAGCUCGAGUACUUUAAAUAUCACCAUUGCCUUACAGUUCAAAGCAUUUCAGCUCAAUUAUGUAGUCGUACGAUUUUUAAUUAUCCCUCUUAAAACACAGGUUAUAAAAAACACACAAUGCAGUAAUUAGCGUUAAGCUGAGUCAUACUUCUAGACUCUGCUCAAUUAUUAUGCUAGAAUCGAUUAUAGGGUGAAUAUUAUUACAAUGUGUUUAUUGCAACAUUACAAACAUUGGACAAUUAUUUUUUAUUUGAAGCACGUAAGCUCUAUGAUUUAAUAAUCCUGUUCUUUAUUUAAAAUGUAAUUUAUUUUCUUAGAAACUGUAAUUAUACCCGUUAUGGUACACAGUUUCCAGUGACCAGUUUCUUUGCUAAAACAUAAGAACAUAUUAACAUAAAUUACUAAUGAAAUUUUAAAACGGCAUAACAUUUUUAAAGUUAAAACUUUAGCUCAGGAACUGUAAGACAUUCAUAUACAGCAAGAAGAAAUUAUAUUAGAUUACUUCACUACUAGAAACCUGUUAUUCUGUUAACAAGUUUUAACUUUUCUGAUUCGGGAUAAUUUGGAAAAAUUUACCAAGAAGUUGAGCUCAAAUCAGAAAUAAAAAGAAUAUUGUUGAAAUUAAUGAAUAUUCAGUUUCUGUGGCAAAUCCGUCAGCUAGCCUCACCCAAAAAAAAAUGUUCACAUUCGAUAGUGUUUAUAAUACGAUUACGAAAACUGAUGUUAUUUAUAACGAAAUGUGCUAUUCAUUAGUGGAGAGUACCAUCGAGGGAUACAAUGGAACUAUUUUCGCUUACGGACAGACGGGUUGUGGAAAAACACACACAAUGCAGGGAGACGGAAACUUGAAUAACAGUGGAAUAAUUCAUAAAUGCUUCGACCAUAUUUUUGAAACAAUAUCAAUGGCAACAAAUGUCAGAUAUUUGGCAUUAGUAAGCUAUUUGGAAAUUUACAAUGAAAGUAUUCGCGACUUGCUCAAUACAAAUGAAAAUACAAGAAUGAUAAAUCACUCUCUCAAAGAAAUUCCAGGUAUUGGAGUCUCCGUUCCCACGCUGACUACUCAUCCCGUUAUUAAUACAAACCAAUGUUACAAUUGGUUAAGUCUGGGGAAUAAAAACCGAGUUACUGCAGCAACAUUAAUGAAUGAAAAGAGCUCACGUUCGCAUACUAUAUUUACUAUCACUUUGGAGCAGUCCCCAUUUUUCUCUAGUGUGGCAUCGGAAAAUAACUUGGGAGGGAUACGUCGCGGAAAACUAAGCUUAGUUGACCUAGCAGGAUCAGAGAGACAAAGUAAGACAGGAGCCCAGGGUGAACGGCUUAAGGAAGCGUCUAAAAUAAACCUAUCACUUUCUGCACUUGGAAACGUAAUUUCAUCUUUGGUUGAUGGUAAAGCAAAGCAUGUGCCCUUUAGGGAUUCAAAACUUACGCGCUUGCUCCAGGAUUCCUUAGGAGGAAACACAAAAACUCUUAUGAUUUCCUGUAUUUCACCAUCAGAGUCAGAUUAUGAUGAAACCCUUUCUACACUUCGUUACGCAAGUAGAGCAAAGAACAUUUCAAAUAAACCAACAAUAAAUGAAGAUCCAAAAGAUGCAAAACUUCGUCAGUAUCAAAAUGAAAUAUUACAUUUAAAAAGAAUGCUCGAAGAGACUCAACAAAAAAGCCAUUACAGAAAUAACGAUAAAAUUAAAUCAAACGAACUACCCAUGGCAAACUUAAAUGAUAAAUAUUUUAAUUCCAAAGAACAUGUUGACAUUAUUAGAUCAAUUCAAGAUAUAGGCGUGUCUGUUAAAACAUUGAAAUCAAUAUCCACUAAGCCAAGUGUCUCUUCUGUCCAAGCAGCAGACGAUAUGCAACUUCAAGCCAGAAGUCGCAUCGACUUCAUUAAACGAACUUUAAUUGGAGGUGAGCGCGUUAAUGAUUUAGGCCUAAAAGAAAAGCACAAGGCUCAAAAAUGUGCAGCACAACGGCACUUAAGUGCCAUAGCAUAUGCAUUAAGUAGAGUCAAAUGUGAUGAUCGAGAGCUUUUGCAGGGACAUUAUGCAAAUAUUACCCAAGAAAUAAAUAUAAAAAAUGAUCACAUUAGCAAAUGUAAAGAAAAAAUUAAAAUGCUUGAAAUGGAAGUUUCCGAUUUAAAUUCAGAGUUUCAGUUGGAUAGGGAGGAUUAUUUAGACGAAAUUCGAAAUCUUGGACGUCAUAUACAGUUUUAUCAGCAAUUGCUUUGUAAAUGUUACCCACUUUUUCAAAAAAAUGGAAGAAACUGGACUCCGGAAACUGUAAUGCAAAAUUCUUCAUGGAAUGAGGAUCUGAAAACUUGGAGGAUUCCAGAAAUCGAUUCAUUAAAACUUCCCCCGGCUACUUUAAAAUCUGGAGUGUAUCGUAUUCAAAAUUCAGGGUUUGGCUGUAAUAACUUUAUGUAUGUAAACGAAAACGCCAAGCAAGAUGUUAAGGCAACUGAAAUAAAAAAUCCAAGCAAUUCAAAAGAAAAAUUCAACAUCAAUAUACAAAAUAACUACUUUCGAACAAGUCGACACCAAAUUAAGAAUUCAAAGAACUCGGAAACACUUCACAACAAUUAAACGGUUAUGAUAAAACCACAUAGUUAAGGGAUAAUUAUUCUGUUAUUUAUAUAUUAACAAAAAUAUUUGUUCCAUUCUAGAAGGAGAAAAAAUAUACUUUGGACACAUAUUUUCUUUGUAAUUUAUAAAAGGCUUACAGAAUUUGUAUAAGAAUAUUGCACAAUGCGCGAAAUGCUCAGCACAACAUAUGUACUCUAAGAGCUACUUGUUACUUGGGGAUUUUUUAUGGUUCAUCAAUCUAUCACUCCCAAAAGUCAUUGGAGAUUAUAUAAACAUUUUAAAUAUUCCCAAUAUUUAAAUUUAACAAAAUAAAUAUUUCAUUAGGAGGAACGCAUUGACUAUUUACGCACAUAUUGACACGAUAACUAGAGGGGUAUUCAAGUAUGUAUACCCGAAAAAGUAUAUGUACAUUUAAAAAUGUUAUAUCAUUAAUUAUAAACUUCAAUCAAUACUAAGCGUGAAGGCAAAUAAUAUGUUCAAAUAACACUAAGUGUUAUCCUGCAGGAGUCUCUAGCGAUAAUAGAUAUCGCCAACUUAAGUUGUUUAAAAUAAUGGUGUUCGAUGCAGCAGUAACCAUAAAUUGAUAAAUUUAAAUAUCAUUGGCUAAUGUUUGUUUUGAUGAAAUUUUGUAUUCUCCUAUGUUUGUAAGCAGGGCGAUCGCGAAACAGCUUCGGUACCAAGCGUGGAGGCAAAUAAUAUGUUCAGAUAAAAGAACGUGUUAUCUUGCAGGAGUCUCUGCAAGAUAAUUUAAUUUAAUUUAAUUCCCCAAAACAAUAAUUAGUGUUACAAAUGCUUUUAGAUGCACAAAAAUUCCGGUAGUGAAGUAUAUACUAUUCAUGACGACGAUAAUGAAUUACUUAAUAAUUUACGAAGUAUUAUAUUUCGUCAAAAAAAAUUCGUAAGAAGGGUUUGAAUUCAAUAGAAUUCUCCUAAUUGUUUAUAAUAAGAUUCCUUAAUAUGAUAUACUAUCAAUAUUUUCAUGGAUGACUUUAUUACUUAGUACAUAUAUAGUAAAUGUGUUCAAUACAAAUAUUAAUAAACCUAUCUCUAUACCUAUCUAAUUUAUAGUAUACAACCUACCAGAUAUAUUUCUUAGAACAAAUAAAUGGACACUAUAAUUGACUUUAAUGUAAGUAGGUGUCUUUGUAUUAAAUUGUACAUACUAAGUUAAAAAGUGAUUAAGUAAAUAUAUAUAACGCACACCCUAA
Messenger RNA from Drosophila eugracilis, 5111 nucleotides. It is a transcript of the gene Kif3C, whose product is annotated as kinesin-like protein KIF17. The coding region runs from base 2005 to 3903 and encodes 632 amino acids. The transcript is spliced from 6 exons. Gene Ontology annotation, molecular function: microtubule motor activity; ATP binding; microtubule binding. NCBI's taxonomy places the organism in Eukaryota, Metazoa, Arthropoda, Insecta, Diptera, Drosophilidae. Gene Ontology annotation, biological process: microtubule-based movement. The record is from RefSeq and is a predicted model, not a curated record.